GAGGCGGGGUUCGCGGAUUCGACGCCGGUCUCGCGCACUGCGAUGAUCAAUUCCGUGCGUGACAGCUAUUGUCCUCGCGCUUGAAACGCAACACCUGCAGGACUAAAAACUAAAGCCUUUCGCGACAGAAGAAAGCAUGACAGAUAAGGGGAACAUCCGAAACGAGGAGGACUAUGUUGGGGAGAUCAAAGGGGGUCUACGGCCGACCAUGAGGCUGGUAGUGAUGGGUAUUGUUCACAAGCAGCCCAAAAGUAUGGUAGUGUUAGUGGCAUGCCAGUCUAAAGGAGAGAGGGAUGAGGAAAUCGAGAGUGAUGUGGGCCUGGAGUUGAAGGUGAACUUUUCAGAAAAGACUGUGCUUCGCAACGCGCGUCUGUCAGGAAAGUGGGGCGCUUCAGAAACUGCCCUGUCUUUCUUCCCCUUUGCUCCAGGAGAGCCCUUUAAGAUGGAGAUUGUGUGUGAGCACCAGCAGUUCCGUAUUCUGGUGGAUGGGCAGCCAUUGUGUGGUUUCACUCACAGAAUAACUCAGCUCGCAUCUCUCACUGCUCUUAGAGUCCAAGGAGAUCUACAACUCACCAAAGUGGCUUGAGCAAGUGAAGAAUUGUCUGCCAUGAUGACACAGACUCUUCAUAGAAGCAACUUAGCUGAGGUUUUAGAAUCCUGAGCGUACUGUACACGAUUGUCUUAAAGUACCACAACUCCCUCUGUUCAUUUAAAACAUUUAGAACUUAAUUUUGUUUGGAUCUGUGUUUGUUUUUAGUAGACUAAUUUGUUGUUUUGCAAAGUUUCUCUAGUGAUUUUAAUUUGUAGUGGCAAAUGAGGCUGUUCAGUUUAAAACUGUUUUGAGUUUGUUUGGACACAUUUGUAGUAGAAAAUCUCUGAAGGAUAAUCUGAACCAGCUUUAAUCAAUCCAGAUAACAUGCAAAUUUGACAUAAGAGUUAUUUUCCACAAACUAGCUCAGAUAGAAGAUUUCUUUCAUUGCUUUUUUAUAAUACAUAAUGUACUGCCUUUUUUUUUUUUUUUUUUGCUUUUGAUUCGAUAUUUAGUUUCUUUGGCUCUUUGAUACAGAAGCAAAAGUGCCUUCAUUGGUUCCAUUAGAUGCACUUCUAAAGAAGAGAAUUUGGGUGUUUUUGUAGCAGUAAUUGUUGUAGUUCAAAUUCACUUGCAUUCACACAUUUGGCAGAUGCUUUUAUCCAAGGCAACUUACAUUGCAUUCAAGGUAUACAAGGUAAUACGUUCUUGCAUUCACUUAAUCAAACCCAUAAUCUUGAUGUUGAUAGCAACAUUCUCUACAGUUUGUAAUACAGGAAUGUUAUUUGUAUGCCUGUCUAAAACAUUUGUUAAAUCAUUCCUACAGAACAGAAUAAUUCAGAAUCAUAAGAGAAACAUUUGUUUUUAUCCUUUGUUCAUUUGAAUGUGCUGCAUAACAGGUCUGAUGGUAUUAGGAACCUAAGGAUUCAUAACGGACACCUGAAUGUUCACUUUAAAAUGCAAUUCCCUGCGAUUGUAUUGGUUUGAAGAAAAAGGACUCAAAGUCCAUCUGAAGCCUGUACUUGGUGCUGUCAAUUGACACACUUAAAGCUGCAAAUGAAGCAUGUAUUAAAAGCAAGGUUUACUUAAAUGUCUUUAAACAUCUAAUAAUUGCAAUAUGUACUGUAAACAGUAAACUUUUCUUGAAUUUUUAA
This is a messenger RNA of Carassius gibelio (silver crucian carp), 1683 nucleotides long. Its product is annotated as galectin-related protein B. Bases 137 to 586 code for a protein of 149 amino acids. The record is from RefSeq and is a predicted model, not a curated record. Gene Ontology annotation, molecular function: carbohydrate binding. The transcript is spliced from 4 exons. Lineage: Eukaryota; Metazoa; Chordata; Actinopteri; Cypriniformes; Cyprinidae.